Molecule: messenger RNA, 462 nt
Organism: Phragmites australis (common reed)
Lineage: Eukaryota; Viridiplantae; Streptophyta; Magnoliopsida; Poales; Poaceae
Product: blue copper protein 1a-like
Exons: 2
Coding region: 1-462 (153 amino acids)
Cellular component (GO): plasma membrane
Molecular function (GO): electron transfer activity
Source: RefSeq, a predicted model, not a curated record
AUGGCUUCCAAGCAAUUGCUCAUCGUCGCCGCCGUUCUCGUGGUGCCGGCCUUCGCCGCCGACCUCUUGGUCGGAGACGACAAGGGCUGGGCUCCCAACGUCGACUACGACAAGUGGGUCCACGGCAACGAGUUCAUCGUCGGCAACACGCUAGUGUUCAAGUACGCCAAGGGCCAGCACACGGUGGUGGAGGCGACGCCGUCGAACUUCGCGGCGUGCAGCCAGGCCAACAGCCUGAGGUUGUGGAGCUCCGGCGAGGACAGGGUCGCCCUCACCACGUCGGGGCAGAGGUGGUUCUUUUGCGGGGUGGGUGAUGACUGCGCGCAGGGCAUGAGGUUCAACGUCACCGUCCUCCCGGCCGUCAAGCUAUCCUCGUCGUCGCCGCCGCCGCACUCCCGGGGCGGUAGCGUGGCAGCGGUGCUCGCCGCCAGCGCGGUUGUCGUGGCUGCUCUAUUGUUCUAG